Australozyma saopauloensis is the source of this 591-nucleotide messenger RNA. RefSeq lists its product as uncharacterized. The record is from RefSeq and is a predicted model, not a curated record. The coding region runs from base 1 to 591 and encodes 196 amino acids. The transcript has a single exon. Gene Ontology annotation, biological process: superoxide metabolic process. Gene Ontology annotation, cellular component: extracellular region. Gene Ontology annotation, molecular function: copper ion binding. NCBI's taxonomy places the organism in Eukaryota, Fungi, Ascomycota, Pichiomycetes, Serinales, Metschnikowiaceae.
AUGGUUUCACUCACGACUGUCUUGCCCACUGCGGCCCUUGUCUCCCUUGUUGCCGCCGGUGCUGCUCCAAUUCUGUCGGACUCUCCAGCAAACGCCGCCUACAAAGCCACUUUCAACAAGGGUGGAGUCACUGGCCAGGUUUCGUUCACCACCGACCAAGGCGGCUACGUGAAGGUUUCGGUCAAUCUCUCCAACUUGCCAAACUAUGGAGGUCCUUUCUUGUACCACGUUCACCAAAAGCCUGUCCCAUUGAACGGCAACUGCACGGCCACCCUUGGUCACCUCAACCCAUACAAUGGAUCUGAGACGGCCACCACUCCUGCUACCAAGGAGGUUGGUGAUCUUUCCGGUAAGCAUGGCGAAAUCAAUGGCACUUCGUUGAGCACCACAUACAUCGACCAGUAUUUAUCUUUGAACCCAUCGAACCCGGCCUUUGUCGGAGGUUUAUCUGUUGUUGUUCACUUGCACAAUCUCACUAGAAUUGCAUGUGCUAACAUCACCAUGGACACUCCAGUGGUCAAUGCUGCCGAUAACAUGUUCUCCAAGUUGAGCAUUCCAUUGGCUGUCGGUGCCGCAGCUCUUUUAUUGUAA